ACCCUCCUGAAGGAUCCCAAGCUAUCCAGUGUUGUUAUGAACCCUCACACCAAGAGCGCAGUUAAACAGAAAGCUGUGAAUGAUGCCUUAGCGAAAGAGAAGAUGUCCCCUAUUACUGUCAACCUGAUGAAUUUGCUGGCUGAAAACGGUCGCUUGCGUUUCACACCAGACAUUGUCUCUGCAUUUGGGAAGAUAAUGAGUGCAUACAGAGGAGAAGUGCUGUGCACAGUCACCACUGCACAGCCCUUGGAUGAUGCCAGCCUUACUGAGCUGAAAAGUGCUCUGAGUGGAUUCUUGGCUAAGGGAGAGGUCUUGAAGCUGGAGACCAAGACUGACCCGGCCAUCCUUGGUGGCAUGAUUGUCAACAUUGGGGAGAAGUACGUGGACAUGUCAACAAGGACAAAGAUCCAGAAACUCACCCAGAUCAUGAGAGAGACUGCCUAGCUCACUGUCCUUGUCACUCACAGUGAAACCUGUCCCAUGGAAACAAUAAAAUUACUUCUUGAA
This is a messenger RNA of Nestor notabilis (Kea), 507 nucleotides long. RefSeq names its product ATP synthase, H+ transporting, mitochondrial F1 complex, O subunit (gene ATP5PO). Gene Ontology annotation, cellular component: membrane. The transcript has 4 exons. Lineage: Eukaryota; Metazoa; Chordata; Aves; Psittaciformes; Psittacidae. The annotation marks the transcript as partial. Gene Ontology annotation, molecular function: proton-transporting ATP synthase activity, rotational mechanism. Gene Ontology annotation, biological process: proton motive force-driven mitochondrial ATP synthesis. The record is from RefSeq and is a predicted model, not a curated record.